Molecule: messenger RNA, 1167 nt
Organism: Cynara cardunculus var. scolymus (artichoke)
Lineage: Eukaryota; Viridiplantae; Streptophyta; Magnoliopsida; Asterales; Asteraceae
Product: trifunctional UDP-glucose 4,6-dehydratase/UDP-4-keto-6-deoxy-D-glucose 3,5-epimerase/UDP-4-keto-L-rhamnose-reductase RHM1-like
Exons: 1
Coding region: 1-1167 (388 amino acids)
Biological process (GO): flavonol biosynthetic process; UDP-rhamnose biosynthetic process; auxin export across the plasma membrane
Molecular function (GO): UDP-L-rhamnose synthase activity; dTDP-glucose 4,6-dehydratase activity; UDP-glucose 4,6-dehydratase activity
Source: RefSeq, a predicted model, not a curated record
AUGACUACAUUUACACCAAAGAACAUUCUCAUCACUGGGGCUGCUGGCUUUAUUGCAUCUCAUGUCGCUAAUAGGCUUAUCAGAAGCUACCCAGAUUACAAGAUUGUUGUGCUUGACAAGCUUGAUUAUUGCUCAAAUCUUAAGAAUCUUAACCCCUUUAGAUCUUCUCCGAACUUCAAGUUUGUUAAGGGGGACAUUGGGAGUGCUGAAACGCUUAAGUCUAUCCUGAUUACCGAAUCCAUUGACACCAUAAUGCACUUUGCUGCUCAGACUCAUGUUGAUAAUUCAUUUGGAAACAGCUUUGAAUUCACAAAGAACAACAUUUAUGGCACCCAUGUGCUUUUAGAGGCAUGUAAAGUCACUCGCCAGAUUAGAAGGUUCAUCCAUGUGAGCACGGAUGCGGUGUAUGGGGAAACAGAGGAGGAUGUUGUUGUGGGUAACCAUGAAGCCUCACAACUUCUUCCUACAAACCCAUAUUCGGCCACAAAAGCUGGGGCAGAAAUGCUUGUUAUGGCUUAUUGUCGGUCAUAUGGCUUACCUGUAAUUACCACCAGAGGAAGCAAUGUUUAUGGCCCUAAUCAGUUCCCAGAAAAACUAAUCCCUAAGUUCAUUCUCUUGGCCAUGAGAGGCAAGCCACUUCCGAUCCACGGUGAUGGUUCUAAUGUGAGGAGUUAUAUCUAUAGUGAAGACAUUGCUGAGGCUUUUGAAGUCAUUCUCCAUAAGGGAGAAGUUGGUCAUGUUUACAACAUAGGAACUAAGAAGGAAAGACGAGUUAUUGAUGUCGCCAAAGAUAUAUGCAACCUUUUCAAGAUGGAUCCUGAAGCAAGCAUCAAAUUUGUGGAUAACAGGCCAUUUAAUGAUCAGAGGUACUUCUUAGAUGAUGAGAAACUGAGGAGCUUGGGUUGGUUUGAAAGGACCACAUGGGAAGAGGGUCUCAAAAAGACCAUAAAAUGGUAUACUAGCAAUCCUGAUUGGUGGGGAGAUGUCUCUAGAGCACUUCUUCCUCAUCCAAGAAUGCUAAUGAUGCCUGGUGGAGUCGAGAGAGAUAUUGAUGUACCUAAAAACUUUCAAUCUGAUUCACCUCAUGUAGCAGUCAAUUCUUCUCAGAUCCAAAAGAUGGUUCCUGCUUCAAAAAGUAGUACCAACUCUCCCGUUUUGUUUCAUUAG